GAUUGCGUCAUCAAUCCGCGACUGUUCCGGCGGUGUUUUUUGUUUUGUUUUGAUGGUUGCAGACUUCACUGCUGUGGAGUUUCAUUUAUACUUUCAAAGAAGAUGAUUCACGAAUUGUUGUUGGCAUUGAGUGGGUACCCUGGGACCAUUUUCACUUGCAAUAAACGGACAGGUUUGCAGGUGUCCCAGGACCUACCUUUCCUUCACCCUAGUGAGACCAGUGUCCUCAAUCGGCUCUGUAAACUGGGAUCGGAUUACAUUCGCUUUACGGAAUUCAUCGAGCAACAUACUGGCCAUGUACAUCAACAAGAGCAUCACACAAAUCAGGCCAGCCCGAUGGGACUUCAUGGCAUUUACCUGCGUGCAUUCUGCACAGGUUUGGACUCAAUGUUGCAGCCAUACAGACAAGCCCUACUGGACCUUGAACAGGAGUUCCUCGGUGAUCCCCACUUGACAAUAUCCCAUGUGAAUUAUAAGCUUGAUCAGUUUCAGUUGCUUUUUCCCUCGGUGAUGGUGGUGGUCGAAACGAUUAAAUCACAAAAGAUCCAUGGCUGCCAAAUCCUGGAAACGGUAUACAAGCACAGUUGUGGGGGGCUUCCUCCUGUCCGCAUGGCAUUAGAAAAGAUCCUUGCCGUGUGCCAUGGUGUAAUGUACAAGCAGCUCGCCGCCUGGAUGCUGCACGGAUUGCUGCUAGACCAAAGUGAGGAGUUUUUCGUGAAACAGGGUCCAAGUGCCGGAGGGGCUUUGGCCAACCAAGAGGAGGAUGAGGAGGAUCUCGGGCUGGGAGGCUUAAGCGGCAAACAGCUGAGAGAACUUCAAGACCUGAGGCUGAUCGAGGAGGAGAACAUGCUGGCUCCGUCCCUGCAGCAGUUCUCCCUGCGAGCGGAGAUGUUGCCUUCUUACAUUCCAAUACGAGUGGCCGAGAAGAUCCUUUUUGUUGGAGAAUCGGUGCAGAUGUUUGAAAACCAUAACCACAGUCCCUCUAGAGCAGGCUCCAUUUUGAAGCACCAGGAGGACACAUUUGCUGCUGAUUUGCACCGACUUAAGCAACAGCCUCUUUUCAGCCUUCCUGAUUUUGAAAAUUUAAUAGAUCGCAUCAGAAGCACAGUGGCUGAGCAUCUUUGGACACUGAUGGUGGAGGAGUCAGAGCUCAUUGAGCAGCUCAAGAUUAUCAAGGACUUCUACUUGCUGGGUCGUGGUGAGCUCUACCAGGUUUUUAUUGACCUCGCGCAGCACAUGUUGAAGACCCCACCGACAGCCGUCACGGAGCAUGAUGUGAAUGUGGCCUUCCAGCAAGCGGCUCAUAAGGUGUUGCUGGAUGAUGACAAUUUGCUGCCUUUGCUGCACCUCACAGUUGACUACCAGGGCAAAGAUAGCAAAGACAUGGUGGGCUCCGGAACCACUCCUCCACAAGAUAUCUCUCCCCGCGAAGUGCCUCCCACUGGGUGGGCUGCUCUCGGCCUCAUCUACAAGGUUCAGUGGCCGCUGCACAUCCUCUUCACUCCUGCUGUUUUGGAGAAAUACAACGUGGUGUUCAGGUACCUGUUGAGUGUGCGGCGGGUGCAGUCCCAGCUCCAACACUGCUGGGCUUUGCAGAUGCAGAGGAAACAUCUCAAGUCCAGCCAGACAGACGCUAUCAAGUGGAGGCUACGUAACCACAUGGCUUUCCUGAUUGAUAACUUGCAGUACUACCUGCAGGUGGAUGUGUUGGAAUCCCAGUUCUCUCAGCUGCUUCAACAGAUCAACUCCACCAGAGAUUUUGAGAGUAUUAGACUAGCCCAUGACCAUUUCCUUAGCAACCUGCUCGCCCAGUCCUUCAUCCUCCUGAAGCCUGUUUUCCACUGCCUUAAUGAGAUCCUGGAGCUGUGUCACAAUUUCUGCUCUUUGGUUAGUCAAAGUGUGGCGUCGCUGGAUGAGAGGGGAACCGCUCAGUUGGACAUUCUAGUCAAGGGCUUCAGACGGCAGUCGUCACUACUGUUCAUAAUCCUGUCAAGCGUGCGGAAUCAUCAGAUCAACUCAGAUCUUGCUCAGCUACUUCUGCGACUGGACUACAACAAGUAUUACACCCAGGCCGGAGGCACCCUGGGAAGGUGAACCUCACACUUCAGUCUCACCAUAUAACUUCCAAAACGAAACUGUGACCAUAUCUUUGUUUAACAAUGCAAGUUUGCAAGGCUGAGAGCUAAAACAAAAACAUGCCUGACUAUUGCUUAUGUCACAAAAGAUGUUUGAAAGGGAUAAAAGUGAUGACAUGUUCUUUGGUGAAGAUUGAGUAUGACAAUGAGGCAGUAGAACAUUGACUGCCUGUGUAAAACAAAAACAAACAAAAAU
Messenger RNA from Syngnathus acus (greater pipefish), 2331 nucleotides. It is a transcript of the gene tubgcp4, whose product is annotated as tubulin, gamma complex associated protein 4. Gene Ontology annotation, biological process: meiotic cell cycle; mitotic cell cycle; microtubule nucleation. The coding region runs from base 103 to 2094 and encodes 663 amino acids. Gene Ontology annotation, cellular component: centrosome; spindle pole; gamma-tubulin complex. Gene Ontology annotation, molecular function: gamma-tubulin binding; microtubule minus-end binding. The record is from RefSeq and is a predicted model, not a curated record. The transcript is spliced from 17 exons. Lineage: Eukaryota; Metazoa; Chordata; Actinopteri; Syngnathiformes; Syngnathidae.